Messenger RNA from Argentina anserina (silverweed cinquefoil), 3048 nucleotides. Its product is annotated as AP-3 complex subunit delta. The record is from RefSeq and is a predicted model, not a curated record. Lineage: Eukaryota; Viridiplantae; Streptophyta; Magnoliopsida; Rosales; Rosaceae. Bases 90 to 2960 code for a protein of 956 amino acids. Gene Ontology annotation, cellular component: AP-3 adaptor complex; endosome membrane; membrane coat. The transcript has a single exon. Gene Ontology annotation, biological process: Golgi to vacuole transport; intracellular protein transport; protein targeting to vacuole.
AUCCCAAUCUUUGAUCUCAAACAAACCCAUGAUCUUCGUCAUCUCAUAGAAUUCUAACCCGAUCGGAUCCAAAUCCCCCCGACGACGAAAUGGCGGGUUUCUCAGUGAUGGACUCACUGUUCCAGCGCACUCUGGAUGACCUAAUCAAGGGGCUCCGCCUCCACCUCACCGGCGAGUCCUCUUCCUUCCUCUCCAAAGCCCUCGACGAAAUCCGCCGCGAGGCCAAGUCCACCGACCCCGACACCAAGUCCACCGCCCUCCUCAAACUCACCUACCUCUCCUCCCUUUACUUCUACGACAUGUCGUUCGCCGCCUUCCACGUCGUCGAGCUCCUCUCCUCCACCCGCUUCUCGCACAAGAAGGUCGCCUACCACGCCGCCUCCCACUCCUUCCACGACUCCACCCCCGUCCUCGUCCUCAUCACCCACCAGCUCCGCAAGGACCUCGCCAGCUCCAACGAGUUCGAGGUCAGCCUCGCCCUCGAGUGCCUCUCUAGAAUCGCCACCGUCGAUCUCGCCAGGGAUUUGAGUCAACAGUGUUUCACAUUGCUCGCCAGCGCAAAAAUGAUGGUGAGAAAGAAGGCCACCAUUGUGGUCUUGAGAGUGUUCGACAAGUAUCCGGAUUCGGUGGGGGUGUGUUUUAAGCGUUUGGUUGAGAAUCUCGACAGCUCGGAUUCGCAGCUUGUGGCUGUGGCUGUGGGGGUGUUGUGUGAGCUGGCUAUGAAGGAUCCCGGGUCUUAUCUUCCGCUGGCGCCCGAGUUUUAUAAGAUUCUGGUUGAUUCCAAGAACAAUUGGGUGUUGAUUAAAGUGCUGAAGAUAUUUGCGAAAUUGGCUCCCUUAGAGCCGAGGCUGGCCAAGAGGGUUGUUGAGCCGAUUUGCGAGCAUAUGAGGAGGACUGGGGCCAAGUCGUUGUUGUUUGAGUGCAUUAGGACUGUGGUGGGCAGUUUGAGUGACUAUGAUCACGCGGUGAGGCUUGCUGUUGUGAAGAUAAGGGAAAUGUUGGUGGAUGAUGAUCCGAAUUUGAAGUAUCUUGGAUUGCAAGCGCUUUCGGUUGUUGCCCCAAAGCACUUGUGGGCGGUGGUGGAGAAUAAGGAGGCUGUGAUUAACUCUUUGAGUGAUGUUGAUCCUAAUAUUAAGCUGGAAUCUUUGCGUCUUGUUAUGGCAAUGGUGUCUGAGAGUAAUGUGGCUGAGAUUUGCAGGGUUUUGGUUAACUAUGCACUUAAAUCUGAUCCAGAGUUCUGUAAUUUGACACUGGGUUCCAUUUUGUCGACAUGUUGUAGAAAUGUGUACGAGAUUAUUAUUGACUUUGAUUGGUAUGUGUCACUUCUGGGAGAAAUGUCAAGGAUGCCACAUUGCCAGAAGGGAGAAGAAAUUGAAAAGCAGCUUAUUGAUAUUGGUUUGAGGGUCAAGGAUGUUAGACCAGAGCUUGUUCGAGUCAGUUGUGAUUUGCUGAUUGAUCCGGCAUUACUCGGUAAUCCUUUCUUACACAGGAUAUUAUCGGCUGCUGCUUGGUUGUCGGGAGAAUAUGUUGAGUUCUCGGUAAAUCCAUUUGAACUGAUGGAGGCACUGUUUCAGCCUCGUACAAGUCUCUUACCGCCGUUGAUAAAAGCAAUAUAUAUACAGUCUGCAUUCAAGGUCUUAAUCUUUUGUCUGAAUUCUUACCUUUUGCAGAGGGGGAAUGCUGCUUCCUCCUCGUAUCCUGAUAAGUUGGUGCCAGAUGUCCCAGGAUUGUUCUCUCAACAGGAUAGCACAGGGUGUUCUGACUUGGCAUCAUCAGAUGCUUCUGUGCAUGCCAAACCGGAUGAAGGACUAUUUGGAAGUUUUUCUGUAGAAUUUGGCAGGGAGGGAACUUCUACUUGUGGGCAGGCACCUGCAUUUGCAUCUGCUUCAUUGAAGGACGAUUUCACACAUGAGUGUAUCACAAACCUUUUAAAUAGAGUUGAAUUGGCUGUAGUUCCACUUACAGGAAGCUAUGAUGUAGAAAUAAUAGAGAGAGCACGGAAUGUACUUUGUUUCAUUGAGUUGAUCAAGCCUCAAAUGCCCGAAUGUCUAGUUCAGAAAGAGGAAAGCUCCGACAGGGAAGAAGUAGAAGCAUCCAAAAUUGUUAAAUUUAUGCAUGAUGCCUUCUUAAAUGAUCUAGGUCCUGUCUCAGUAUGUGCUCAGGAGAGAGUUUCUGUACCAGAUGGUUUAGUGCUUGUGGAGAAUCUUGAGGACUUGGAAACAAUCUGUGGUGAUGUUCAACUACCUUCAUUAAAUUCCUUUGCCCAUGGAAGUUCUCAUUUUGAGGAGAUGCCUAGUGUUUCUAUCCCUACUUUUCAAAGCAAUGAAGAGCCAGGGCCAUCCAAUGAAUCCACAUCUCUGCUUGUAGAACACCGUAAGCAGCAUGACUUAUAUUAUCUUCCUGCGGAGAAAAAGGAUGGUGAUUAUCCACUUGCCAAUGACCCUCAGUUACAGGCGAAUGCUAAUGAUGAUAAAUAUCUUGCCAAGCUUACAGAGCAGUUACUUGUUCCAAAGAAAAAGCCAACCCAUGCAAAGCCUAGGCCUGUCGUGGUGAAACUAGAUGGAGAUGAAGUACGUGUUGCAACUGAUCGACGUCCACAGGAAGAUUUGCUUUCUGGUACAGUGCGGGAUGUUCUUCUGGGAAGUGAGACAGAACCUACUACAAAGUCAUCUACUAAGAGAAAAGGGAAGGAGAAACUAAAUGUUAAGUCUGCCACCGAAAUCAAGGCGGGUGAUGUAGAAAAGCAAGAUCUAGGAAACUCGAGUUUGAGAAAAAGCAAGCACCACAGUCAUAGUAAAGGGAGAAGGCACAGAAGCCCUGGGAAGAAAGGAGAUGAAAGACCAGAAAAUGGUCAGAAAGUGAAGCCCAAAAGUAGUGGUAGGCACAAAGCUCGGCAACGAGCAGAUGCGCCAUUGAAUGUGGUUUCACAAACACCAGUUAUUCCAGAUUUUCUGUUAUAGCAUUACAAGUUUAGAUUUGUUUGUCUGUCACGAACUAUUACCCUUUUAGUCGACUUCUUAGGCUUUGUUCUGCUGUAGGUUUUAUACA